This is a messenger RNA of Thermochaetoides thermophila DSM 1495, 294 nucleotides long. RefSeq names its product 40S ribosomal protein S28-like protein. Gene Ontology annotation, cellular component: cytosol. Gene Ontology annotation, biological process: Mo-molybdopterin cofactor biosynthetic process. The coding region runs from base 1 to 294 and encodes 97 amino acids. NCBI's taxonomy places the organism in Eukaryota, Fungi, Ascomycota, Sordariomycetes, Sordariales, Chaetomiaceae. The transcript has a single exon. The record is from RefSeq and is a predicted model, not a curated record.
AUGACGCCAAAACCGCCGGCAGGCCACUUCAACAUUCUGUACUUUGCCAGCGCUGGCUCAUACACAUCCAAGAAUGUUGAGGCCUUCCCAGCGCCGCUACCGCUGAGGAAGCUGUUCGCCAUGCUCGAGGAGCGGUACAAUGGCAUCCGGAAAAGCGUGCUUGACCACAGCUUGGUCACCAUCAACUUGAAUUAUGUAGACGUGCCAGCUGACAAUGCUGAGGCUGGACCGGACGAGGUGAUGAUUCAAGAGGGCGAUGAGGUUGCUAUUAUCCCGCCUGUUAGCUCGGGGUAG